AUGGCCUCCAACGACGACGGCCCGCCCCUGUCGCUGAGGCCCUUCCCUGUCGCCGGCAAAGAGCCCAAGAAUCUGGCCGACUUUAUCGCCCGCGUCAAUGCGCAGCCCGGCGGCUUUCGAGGCGUGACGGAGACAAAGCUGCGAGAGGAGAUCAAGGCGGGCGAGGACUCCAAUAGCGCCACCGUCGAGCUGGAAGAUGUCGACAUGGUUGAUGCGGCAGACGACGACGACGCUGCUGCCAAGGACCCGGCUGCCGCCCGCAUCGAGGUUCUCAAGAAUGUCGACAUCGCGGGCAACACGGCCAUGCUCACCCUCGACUCCCUCUCCCUCCUCCUCUCCAAGCAGAAUCCCACCACGGCCGGCCUGACCCUGUCGCAGCAGCUCCGCGACAUGGUCGGCAUCGGCACCCUUGGCGCCGACAAGCUGGACGAGCCUAACACGAACGAGGCCAAGACCAAGGCUCUUGGCGAGGUCGCCAUCGGCUGGACCCUCCUCGAGAUCAACAGGACGCGAGACGCCGCUGAGGAUGCCAGCUCGCUGCUGGAAAGGGAGGUCGGGAUUGAGAGCAGAUACUGGGAGGACGUCAUGGCCGUCAAGAAGGCUGGUUGGUCUACAUGCAGGGUGCCUCACGAAAGACAUACCCUGGGCGUGAGGUUUGGCUUCUCCGAAGCUUCAGCAGAGUUCAAGAACAACGGGCUGGCGCCCAUGAGGAGAGGCGAGGACGGCUCGGUCGAGCUUGACCUGGGCCGGCUGGGCGGCAUCUCCGAGGGCCUCGUCGUGACGUACCAGAGGCACGGCCAAGUCGUCGGCCGCUCGGUGCCCCGGCGGCGCUCCGGCGGUGACCCAUCGCUGGAAUCGCGCGUCCUCGAGGCGCGCAACACCAUCUUCUCGCAGGAGCUCUGGCACGAGCUGACGCGCGAGGCACGCACGCUCGCCGCCUAUGACGUCCGCCUCGAAGGCUCGCGCCUGACGUGCAAGGUCGACCCGGCGUCCACAAUCACCGUCGAGCUGCUGCCCCUCGCCUCGUGCCCCUCGGCCGACGACGACGCGCUUCCCGAAAACAGCACGGCCGAGGCCAUCUCGGCAAGCCUGCACAUCCUGCUGAGCUACGCGCACCGCUACAACGAGCUCAUGAGGACGAGACCGAUACCGCCCCACGUGCCGCGCUCCCGCGGCCAGCAGACGUACGCGCUGCUCCGCCCCAUCAUCGCGCGCAUGACGUCCCUGCUCAGCAUCCGCGCCUGCACGCGGCACAUCGGCAGCCUUGUCCAGGCGCUCCGGGCCGCCGGCUUCGCGUCCGCGUUUACCCUGCGCACGCCGCAGGUGCUGUUCGCGCCGGAGCCCGGCGCCGCCGCUGCGGGGGCGCCCAACCAGCCGUCCGCCGCGCAGACGCUGGUCCGCAACAUGCUGCAGCCCCUCGAGUUCACCGUUGACUUCGACAUGCUCCCCGGCGCGUCACUCACUAUCCGCGGCCGCACCAUCCUCUUCCCCGUGACGGCCACCUUUUACCACGUCGCCCUCCCGCCGGCGCCGUCGCUGCUCCAGGGCCUGAGCGCCCCGUACCCGGACGGCUACCCGGACCUCAGGGGCUUGUCCGACUACCUCAACACCACGGUCGCGCGCACCCUGACGAGGCACUUCCUCGCCGACCUCGCCGGCGGCAAGGCGCCCGGCAGCGAGCGCUGGACCCAGAGCGUCGUCGGCACCUCGAUCCGCGACGCCGACUCGGAAACGCUCGACAUACACUUUUCCGUCCAGCAGCAGGGCCCCAAGACCGCCCUCGUGCUCACCAGCACCGUCGCCGUCGACCGCGCGCCCCACCAGCGCAGGUGGCAGUGGGCCUCGUCAGGAGGCGACGACGACAUCAAUGACAGCAGCAGCAGCGAGCGCAGGCCCAUCGCCGACAUCGUCACCGAGGUCGUCGCCAAGUCGUCUUCGUAG
Molecule: messenger RNA, 1941 nt
Organism: Hirsutella rhossiliensis
Lineage: Eukaryota; Fungi; Ascomycota; Sordariomycetes; Hypocreales; Ophiocordycipitaceae
Product: subunit 17 of mediator complex domain-containing protein
Exons: 3
Coding region: 1-1941 (646 amino acids)
Biological process (GO): regulation of transcription by RNA polymerase II
Cellular component (GO): core mediator complex; mediator complex
Molecular function (GO): transcription coregulator activity
Source: RefSeq, a predicted model, not a curated record